Messenger RNA from Impatiens glandulifera, 3800 nucleotides. RefSeq names its product topless-related protein 3-like. The coding region runs from base 173 to 3595 and encodes 1140 amino acids. Gene Ontology annotation, biological process: regulation of DNA-templated transcription. Gene Ontology annotation, molecular function: protein binding. The transcript is spliced from 25 exons. The record is from RefSeq and is a predicted model, not a curated record. NCBI's taxonomy places the organism in Eukaryota, Viridiplantae, Streptophyta, Magnoliopsida, Ericales, Balsaminaceae.
UCGAAGAUAGCGAGACCGAUGCAUCCUCUCUCCUGUUUCCAUUUCUGCAAUCUUUCUCCUCCAGAAACCCUAGACCUCACCGGAAUUCUCCUUCGAUUCCGACCUUGAUUCGCCGAUCUGCUAGGUUUUACGUUCUCAGAUUUCAGCUCAGAUCAGACUUUUCUUACGCGAUAUGACCUCGCUCAGCAGAGAAUUGGUGUUUCUCAUACUCCAGUUCCUGGAGGAGGAGAAAUUUAAGGAAGCUGUUCACAAGCUUGAGCAAGAAUCAGGAUUUUUCUUCAACAUGAAAUAUUUUGAGGAGAAAGUACAAGCUGGGGAAUGGGAUGAAGUUGAAAAGUACCUCUCUGGAUUUACGAAAGUUGAUGACAAUCGGUACUCCAUGAAGAUAUUUUUCGAAAUUAGGAAGCAAAAGUACCUCGAAGCACUAGACAAGCAAGAUAGAGCAAAGGCUGUUGAGAUACUAGUGGGUGAUUUAAAAGUGUUUUCAACAUUUAAUGAAGAAUUAUACAAAGAAAUUACGCAGCUCUUAACGCUUACCAACUUCAGGGAAAAUGAGCAGUUGUCCAAGUACGGUGAUACGAAAACAGCUCGUAGCAUCAUGUUGAUAGAGCUUAAGAAGCUAAUAGAAGCCAAUCCUCUUUUCCGAGAGAAGCUCGUGCUUCCUACUUUAAAAUCUUCAAGACUGCGCACACUAAUUAAUCAAAGUUUGAAUUGGCAGCAUCAGCUCUGUAAGAAUCCAAGGUCAAACCCUGAUAUAAAGACACUGUUUAUUGAUCAUACUUGCACACCUUCCAAUGGGGCUCUUGCUCCCGCCCCUGCUCCUGUUAGUAUUCCAGCUGUUGCAGUUCCAAAGCCUAUUGCUUAUUCAUCUCUUGGAGGUCACAGUCCAUUUCCACCAGCUGCAGCGACUGCUAAUGCUAAUGCCUUAGCAGGUUGGAUGGCAAACGCUGCUGCUGCGGCUGCUUCUUCUUCAUCUGUUCAAGCAGCUGUUGUUACUGCUUCCUCCUUACCAGUACCACCUAACCAAGUUUCAGUGUUGAAACGGCCAAUAACGCCACCACCAGCCACUCUAAAUAUGGUUGAUUAUCAUCACACUGCUGAUCAUGAGCAUCUAAUGAAACGAUUGCGGACACAAUCUGUUGAGGAGGUUUCUUAUCCAACUUCUCGUCAACAAGCUAGUUGGACAUUGGAUGAUUUGCCAAGAACUGUAGCUUGCACAAUGCAACAAGGAUCUGUUGUCACAAGCAUGGAUUUCCAUCCUUCUCAUCAUGUCUUGCUCCUUGUUGGUUCAAACAAUGGAGAGAUAACACUGUGGGAAGUUGCCAUGAGAGAGAAAUUAGUAUCAAAGCCAUUCAAGAUAUGGGAUAUGUCAACAUGUUCUCUAACAUUUCAGGCUUCUAUGGUCAAAGACACACCUAUAUCAGUUACUCGUGUCGCAUGGAGUCCAGAUGGGAAUUUUCUAGGGGCUGCUUUUACCAAACAUUUAAUUCAUCUGUAUGCUUAUAAUGGACCCAAUGACUUCCGUCAGCAUUUAGAGAUUGAAGCUCACGUUGGUCAAGUGAAUGACUUGGCCUUUGCUCACCCAAACAAACAGCUUUGUGUUGUAACCUGUGGAGAUGAUAAAAUAAUAAAGGUUUGGGAUUUAUCUGGCCGAAAGUUGUUUAACUUUGAAGGGCACGAAGCAGCUGUCUAUUCAGUUUGCCCUCACCAAAAAGAGAGUAUUCAGUUCAUAUUUUCAACUGCUGUUGAUGGGAAGAUAAAGGCAUGGCUAUACGAUAACUUGGGGUCUAGAGUUGACUAUGAUGCACCUGGACAUUGGUGUACGACUAUGCUUUACAGUGCUGAUGGAAGUAGGUUGUUCUCUUGUGGUACAAGUAAGGAAGGGGACUCAUUUCUGGUUGAGUGGAAUGAAAGUGAAGGAGCAUUAAAGAGGACAUACACAGGUUUUAAAAAGAAAUCUGCUGCCUUUUUGCAAUUUGACACUACUCAAAACCGUUUCUUGGCUGUUGGUGAAGAUCACCAGAUUAAGUUCUGGGACAUGGAUAAUGUCAAUAUUCUUGCCAGCACAGAUGCAGAUGGUGGACUUCAGAGCCUUCCGCGCCUGAGAUUCAACAAGGAAGGAAAUCUCCUUGCAGUUACUACAACCGACAACGGGAUUAAGAUACUUGCAAAUGCUGCCGGUCUUAGAUCUCUAAGGGCAGCUGGAAUUUCAUCUUUUGAAGCUAUGAGAUCCCCGAUUGAUCCUUCUUCAAUUAAGGUUUCUGGGUUUUCUGCUGUUACAAAUGCUAAUGCAGUCAAUUGCAAAGUGGAAAGAAGCUCUCCAGUUCGAGCACCUCCUGUUCUUAAUGGAGCUGAUUCUAUUCCUAGAAGCAUGGAAAAACCAAGACUAUUGGAUGAUGUUAUUGAUAAAUCAAAGCCAUGGCAGUUGACUGAAAUUGUAGAUCCUGUUCAAUGUCGGCAUGUUACUAUGCCAGAGAACAUUGAUGCAACCCACAAGGUUGCUAGACUUCUUUAUACAAAUUCUGGAGUAGGCCUCCUGGCACUUGGAUCUUCUGGUGUUCAGAAGUUAUGGAAGUGGAGCCGUAGUGAACAAAAUCAAAGUGGAAAGGCCACUGCCAAUGUUGUUCCACAUCAUUGGCAACCGAAUAGCGGUCUUCUUAUGAAAAACGAUGUCUCUGGCGUCAAUAUUGAAGAGUCUGUUCCAUGCAUUGCGCUAUCGAAGAAUGACUCCUAUGUAAUGUCAGCUUGUGGAGGAAAAGUUUCAUUAUUUAAUAUGAUGACGUUUAAGGUAAUGACAACAUUUAUGCCGCCUCCACCUGCUUCAACCUUCCUAGCAUUUCAUCCUCAAGACAAUAAUAUUAUAGCCAUAGGAAUGGAGGAUUCUACUAUCCACUUAUAUAAUGUUAGGGUGGAUGAGGUAAAGUCAAAACUGAAAGGCCACCAGAAGCGCAUAACCGGCUUGGCUUUUUCCAACAAUCUUAAUAUAUUGGUUUCAUCUGGGGCUGAUGCUCAGCUAUGCAUUUGGAGCAUUGAUACAUGGGAGAAGAGGAAAUCUGUUCAAAUACAGUUGCCUGCAGGAAAGUCUCCUAGUGGUGAUACUAGAGUCCAGUUUCAUUCUGAUCAAAUCCGGUUGUUGGUUUCACAUGAAACACAGUUAGCUAUAUAUGAUGCUACAAAAAUGGAUCGUAUCUGUCAGUGGGUACCGCAGGAUGUCCUCUCAGCUCCAAUAUCAUAUGCUGGAUAUUCUUGCAAUAGCCAACUAGUGUACGCAUCUUUCUGCGAUGGCAACAUUGGGGUGCUUGAUUCAGAUAGCCUGAGAUUGCGAUGUCGCAUUGCUCCAUCUGUAUACUUGUCCCCAUCAGUGUUAAGUGGGAGUGUACCUGUGUACCCGGUUGCGGUUGCAGCACAUCCACAGGAUCCCAAUCAAUUUGCGGUCGGGCUGAAUGACGGGUCGGUUAAAGUUCUGGAACCUUUGGAAUCAGAUGCUAAGUGGGGAGUCUCUCCGUCCUCCGUUGUGGAUAGCAGUCUGGUAAAUGGACGACCCGGAUCAUCUUCUAAUGCGAGCAAUCACACACCAGAUCAAGCUCAAAGAUGAAGAAUAUUUACUAUAUAUUAUAUGUUUUACAAAUGAACAGUGCUUAGUCGUCAUAUUCUACUACACUAUAAUUUAUCUUUAAGUUAGGUUUCUCUAAUAUAUAUAUCGUAGAAAGUUGUGAUAUUUUAUUAUGUUGGUGCUUGGUUUAGGUGUUUAUCUGAAUUCGUCAUACACAACUGCUUGCUAGUGAAAGCUGUUAUUAUUA